Limulus polyphemus (Atlantic horseshoe crab) is the source of this 2314-nucleotide messenger RNA. RefSeq names its product vacuolar protein-sorting-associated protein 36-like (gene Vps36). Lineage: Eukaryota; Metazoa; Arthropoda; Merostomata; Xiphosura; Limulidae. The record is from RefSeq and is a predicted model, not a curated record. Gene Ontology annotation, biological process: protein transport to vacuole involved in ubiquitin-dependent protein catabolic process via the multivesicular body sorting pathway. Gene Ontology annotation, molecular function: ubiquitin binding; phosphatidylinositol-3-phosphate binding. The transcript has a single exon. Gene Ontology annotation, cellular component: late endosome membrane; ESCRT II complex. The coding region runs from base 832 to 1983 and encodes 383 amino acids.
GUUUUCGUGGGUAAUGCUCAAUGUAAUAUUAUUACGGUUAGAAUUGAUUAAUUUUGUUUUUGUUGAGUACAGCUCAUAGAUUUUCAAUGAUACGGUCAUAGACUUAGCGUGGUUCAUUUAUCUUUUGAGUUUAUAGAAAACGCGAUUCAUUCUUAUCGUUAUGUUGAGGAGUGAGUGACUGUUUCUAACGUUUACAGCUGUCUUUAAUUAAAUGAUAAUAAUAUACAAUUUUAUUAAUUCAGCUAAUAUACGGUAAUGUUGAUAGUUAUGGUUUAUCAGUUCACAUUGAAUACUUUAAGGAAGAAGAAAAAAGAUCCUUAAGACAGAACUGUUACAGUUCUACUGCUAUCGGUGUGCUAUCAUUCAGUAAAACAAAGUAAAAUAAAUAUUUCGUUGCCUCAAAUUUAUUGAAGCCACAUUUUACAUUACUAGGCAAAAGCCUAUGUUUACUUAAAAGACAGAACUGUUACAGUUCUACUGCUAUUGGUGUGCUAUCAUUCAGUAAAACAAAGUAAAAUAAAUAUUUCGUUUCCACAAAUGUUUUGAUGCCACAUUUUAUAUUAAUAGGCAAAAGCCUACGUUUACUUAAGCUUGUAGACUGUAUUGUGUAUAGCCUAUAGGGCACUUUUGACUGUUAAAUGUACUGACAUUAGUUGAAAGCAUUGGGGUUUCAUUUUAAAAUCAAGGUUUGUAUGAACAGGGUAACAUUAAAGCUAAUAAAGGCGUGAUCUUUAUAGGCCUUUAUUUUAUGUUUUACAUUGUCAGUUGGAUAAACUACUACUGGCGUAUUACAAUUAAAACGUAGUACCAGUAACACUAAAACUUAAAAGUAUGGAUAGAUUUGAAUGGUGCGAUGGGUCAUUUCAGUCGAGUGAAAAGUUAUUGUUUAAAAUUCAGUCUGGUGUAAAAUUAUAUGAUGGUGAUAAUGUUACCAAUUUUGUCAAUGGAGGACUGACGCUGACUAAUUAUAGAAUUUUAUGGCAAAGUGAAGUUAGUUCAAGAGAAUAUAUCAGUUUACAGUUACAACUUGUUGUUUUUAUUGAGAAAGAAUCUUCUGGUUGGGGAAGGAGUGGUAAAAUUGUAGUCCAUCUAAUUGAACCAUCAAGUAGAAAAGGGCAAACUAAUAAAGGUCCAGUACAACAUAGUCCAUUUUCAUUUGUCAAGUUUACAUUUAAAAAUGGUGGUGAGAUUGAUUUUUAUACCCAACUAAACAGUGCAAUAGAAAAGCGAGAAUGGGAACAAAAGUUAUUACUUGGCAAAAGUGAAAGAAAGUUGAGAACUGGCAUUGUAGGAAUUGAACGACAGAUACAAGAAAAGCAGAAAGAAACAGAUAAAAGCAUUUCAGCAGCCUUUAAAGAUCUUUCUAAACUAAUGGACAUGGCAAAAGAUAUGGUGUCAUUAUCAAAAACAAUUGCUCAAAAAAUCCAAGAUCAAAAAGGAGAAAUUUCAGAAGAUGAAACCAUACGAUUCAAAUCCUACCUUUUGAGUCUUGGUGUAAGUGAUCCUGUAACCAAAGAUACUCAUGGAACAGGAGAUGAUUAUCAUAAAGAGUUGGCUAAAGAACUAGCAAACCUGAUGGAAAAACCAAUUGAAGAAGCAGGGGGCAUAAUGCCUUUAAGUGAUAUAUAUUGUAGAGUUAAUCGGGCUCGAGGACUUGAACUGUUAUCUCCCGAAGAUCUUGUGAAUGCAUGCAAGGUUAUGGAAAUUUUAAAAUUGCCUGUUAAGCUUCACAUAUUUGAUAGUGGUGUUAUGGUAUUGAAAUUAUCUUCUCAAGAUGAUAGUAUUUUAGCCCAAAGUGCAUCGGUACUUGUGGAAGAAAAGGAGUCUUUGACAUCAGAUGAAUUAUCUAGAAUUUUGGGAACGUCGGUUGUUUUAGCUAAAGAACGUCUUUUGAGUGCUGAAAAGAGUGGUUUUAUAUGUAGAGAUGAUAGUGUGGAAGGAUUGAGAUUCUAUAAAAACCGCUUUCUUAAAGAAAUGUCUUGAUUUUUUUCAAGUUGAUUUACAAGAGUUCAGAAUAUAACUCAUUUUCAGAUUUUUUUUUUAAAUUAUUUUCAAGGUUUAUUUAAAAGUUUAGGUGAAACACAGAAUUUUUUAUGUAUUUCUGUUUAGACGUAAUUUUACUUUCAGAGAAUAGAUGAUUAUAGUUGUGCGUAUUGUAGUAAGUAACUGAUCUUGAGAUUAAAUGUCUGAUACUCUGAAUUUCCUCUCUGAUUCACAAAUCAUUGUUAGUAAAUUGCUUAAUAUUGAGAAUUUAAGUGAAGGUGUUGUAAUGCACAUUUCGAUAUAAAAAAAAAUAAAAGUUUUUUUUUGCUGU